Musca domestica (house fly) is the source of this 1353-nucleotide messenger RNA. RefSeq names its product actin-related protein 6 (gene Arp6). The coding region runs from base 114 to 1331 and encodes 405 amino acids. The transcript is spliced from 2 exons. Lineage: Eukaryota; Metazoa; Arthropoda; Insecta; Diptera; Muscidae. Gene Ontology annotation, cellular component: Swr1 complex. Gene Ontology annotation, molecular function: nucleosome binding. The record is from RefSeq and is a predicted model, not a curated record.
AGAAUGUUGUUUUCAUGGGAGAGCCUGUGAGAGAGAGAGCCAAGCCGCAUUUAUUUCCAUUUCCAAGGUAGAUCUACCUUGUUUCCAUUCCAUAUUAAUACCAAGCCAGUAACAUGGACGACAAUGGCGUGACUGUGGUCCUGGACAAUGGAGCAUACACGGCCAAAUUGGGUUUGGCUUCCCAGGAUGAUCCCCAAGUAUCGUUGAAUUGCAUUAUGAAAGCCAAAGCUGAGAGACGCCGGGCAUUUAUUGGCAAUCAAAUCGAUGAAUGUAGGGAUGCUUCAGGUUUAUUUUACAUUUUAUGUUUCCAAAAGGGAUAUCUACUAAACUGGGACAUACAAAAGACUGUCUGGGAUUAUUUCUUCAGCAAUGAGGGAUCCGGUAUAUCCUUGGAAGAUCGUAAUAUUUUGGUGACAGAACCCCAGUUAAAUUUCACCAGCAUCCAAGAGACAAUGGUGGAGAUUCUAUUCGAAGAAUAUCACUGUAGUGGCAUCCACAAAACUACCACGGCUGAAUUGGCUGCCUAUAACUAUUGUGCUGACAGUGGCGAGGAAACUUCUAUGCAGGCGCUGAAUUGUAUCGUGGUAGAUGUGGGUUACAGCUUCACGCAUGUAGUGCCCUUUGUACGGGGUAAACGAGUUUUGAAGGGCAUACGGCGCAUUGAGGUUGGUGGCAAGGCUUUGACCAACCAUAUGAAGGAAAUAAUUUCCUAUCGCCAUAUCAAUCUGAUGGACGAAUCGUAUGUGGUAAAUCAAAUCAAGGAAGAUGUUUGCUUUGUGUCACAAAAUUUCGCCGAUGAUAUGCGAGUGCAUACAGAUGCUAAGAAACGUUCCGAAAUUGCGGUGGAAUAUAUGUUGCCAGAUUUUACCACAGUUAAAAGAGGAUAUAUACGAAAAAGUCCAUCUAAAACUGGUGGGGGAGAGGAGGAGGAAGAUUGUGAUCAACAAUCUAUGCGUUUGUGUAAUGAACGUUUUACGGUACCCGAACUGCUGUUCAAUCCCUCUGAUGUGGGUAUUCAACAGGUGGGCAUACCCGAAGCUGUGAUAGAUGCUUUAAAGGAUUGCCCACCAUAUGCCCAUCACGAACUGCUGCGUAACAUCUUGGUAAUUGGUGGCUCUUCGUUGUUUCCGGGAUUUGUGCCCAGACUGAAAAGUGAAAUACGCUCCCUGGCCCCUGACGAUUUAGAGGUAUCAUUGAUCUUUCCCGAUGAUCCCAUAACCUAUGGUUGGUACGGUGGCAAGGAGAUGGCCAGCAGUGAUGGUUUUCGAGAAACCCUCUUCACCCGAGAUGAGUAUGAAGAAAAUGGUUACACCGCAAGCAAUGGAAGAUAAUAAAAAUGAAUUUAAAAGGAAA